AUGCAUUUCAAACGAGUAAGGGCAAUGCUUUCGGGAAUGCCUCAGACUGAAAGCAAUGAUGGUUCGAAAACAAAAAUUGCCAGCUUAAAGCCAAAAUCCCUUGCCAGCGAUGAGCGGAAAUAUCAAGAUGCAAACCAACAAGAGAUAGUUCAGACACACCAUAUUAUAAAAUCCAAUUCAUCUGAAAACUCCGAGGACCUGUGGAUCAUAGCUGAGAGACAGCUCAAAGACGACGUAAAAACGAAACAACUUCUGGUGCGAGCUGCCGAGAUCGUGAAGGGUUGGGGAUUCGAGCUGGCAACGGAUGGAAAGGAUAGACGUCAAAAACUCGCCAAGUUUCUGGAUGCCAGAGUUGUCGACUUGGAAGACAAGAAAUGGACUAUCGGUGACCACGGUGCAUCAAUAAAGGAACAAACUGCCAAGGUGUUCCAAAAAAUUUUGAUGCUGAAGGAUGUCUUUAACACGGCUGCGUCUACGAGUCCACCAGCUGCAAUAGCAUGUGCAGGUGUGGCAGUUGCUCUACUGCUAUUCAUUCAAACCGUCGAGCACCAAGGCAGUCUCUUGAAAGGACUGGAUGUGCUCGCUGCAUUAAUCCCGCGCAUUUACAUGCUUGAGGAUCUCUACUUGAGUCCAGGUAUCACACCUUCGAGCGAAUUUGCAGAAAAGUUCAAGGCAGGACUCAUCUCUCUGGUUUGCAAAGUUCUGGAAUACCAAGCGAGAGCAUUGUGCUAUCUAGACAAAAACUGGAUUUCACAAUUCGCAAGAGACUUAGUGAAGAAACAUCCCUGGGAAGAACUCUGUGAGGGGAUGAAAAGCCUUGAAGAGGAAUCACACAAGUUUACGAUCUUGAUCGAUGCAGCCGAACGGAAAGCAGACCGCAAGGCCAGAGAACAGCAGCUGCAGAACACAUUGGAAAAAAUAUCAAAUUUGGCAAAUUACAUCAAAGCGAGAUGA
Penicillium malachiteum is the source of this 954-nucleotide messenger RNA. RefSeq lists its product as uncharacterized. Bases 1 to 954 code for a protein of 317 amino acids. The record is from RefSeq and is a predicted model, not a curated record. NCBI's taxonomy places the organism in Eukaryota, Fungi, Ascomycota, Eurotiomycetes, Eurotiales, Aspergillaceae. The transcript has 2 exons.